Messenger RNA from Camelus dromedarius (Arabian camel), 4689 nucleotides. RefSeq names its product ADAM metallopeptidase with thrombospondin type 1 motif 1 (gene ADAMTS1). Gene Ontology annotation, biological process: proteolysis; extracellular matrix organization. The transcript is spliced from 9 exons. Gene Ontology annotation, cellular component: extracellular matrix. NCBI's taxonomy places the organism in Eukaryota, Metazoa, Chordata, Mammalia, Artiodactyla, Camelidae. The record is from RefSeq and is a predicted model, not a curated record. Gene Ontology annotation, molecular function: metalloendopeptidase activity; zinc ion binding. Bases 476 to 3367 code for a protein of 963 amino acids.
UCGGUUCUUGCACUCGCUGGUAAGCGGCUCACAACUUGGGGCCGUUGCAUAGCCUGGGCGCGCAGUAGGGCCGAGAGGACAGAACCCUGCGCAGAGCGAGGUGCACCGCGACCAAGGCGGAGGCCGAAGAGGGUCUCCAGGCACCGAUCCUCGUGUGGCCCGUUGUCCCCUCGCCCCGAGGCGUCCCGGGACGCUCGGAGUCUCCGCAGCAGCCACCCCGCCAGCGCCUGCUGCGCGGUGCCUCCAACUCGUUGCUAGAAGAAAACUUCCCGCGCGCCGGCAGAACUGCAUCGCCUCCUUUUCAGUGACUCCGGAGCCCACUUGCAGCUGGCUCUGCGCUCACUUUCAGAGAAUCAUAGUAAUUGUUAACUUUAACAAUCCCGAGCCAGGCCAGCAAGGUUCUGCGCCCGGGACCGGAACAAUAGGCUCUUCGCUCAGUGCGCUGCGGCGGCGCGCGGUGACUCCCGGGGUUCGGAUGCAGCGAGCGGUCCCUGCAGGGUUCCGAAGGCGCACGGCAGGAGGCGACAUGGGGAACAAGGCGCGGUGGUCUCGGGGCUGGCAGCCUACGCCCCCGCUGCUACUGCUCGCCGCGGCCGCAGCUCUCUUCGUGGUGCCCGGCGCGCUCGGGCGCCCCGCGGAGGAGGACGAGGAGCUGGUGCUGCCGGCCCUGCAUCUCGACCCAGGACACAUGACCACGCACCUCCGCCUGGACGCUUUCGGCCGGCAACUGCACCUGGAGCUGCAGCCCGACCGCGCCUUCCUGGCUCCCAGCUUCACGCUCCAGACCGUGGGGCGCAGACCCGGGCCCAACGCGUCGCGCUCUGAUCCCGCCGGCGACCUGGCGCACUGCUUCUAUUCUGGCACGGUCAACGGCGACCCCAGCUCCGCCGCUGCUCUCAGCCUCUGCGAGGGCGUGCGCGGCGCCUUCUACCUGCAGGGCGAAGAGUACUUCAUCCAGCCCGCGCCCGCCGCCGCCACAGUGCGCCUCGCCCCUGCCGCCUCUGGGGAGGAGCCGCCCACGCGGCCCCAGUUCCAUCUCCUGCGGCGCAGGCGACGGGGCGGCGGCGGUGCCAAGUGCGGGGUCCUGGACGACGAGACCCAGCUCGCGAGGGGCGCCGGGUCGGAGGGCGAGGACGCCGCGGCUCAGUGGCCGCCGAGGGAUCGGGCGCCACAGCGCGCGGGACAGCCAACAGGAACUGGAAGCCUAAGAAAGAAGCGAUUUGUGUCCAGCCCCCGCUAUGUGGAGACGAUGCUUGUGGCCGACCAGUCCAUGGCAGAGUUCCACGGCAGCGGUUUAAAGCACUACCUUCUCACCUUGUUCUCGGUGGCGGCCCGGUUAUACAAACACCCCAGCAUUCGGAAUUCAGUUAGCCUGGUGGUGGUGAAAAUCUUGGUCAUUUAUGAGGAACAGAAGGGGCCAGAAGUGACUUCCAAUGCUGCUCUCACACUGCGGAACUUCUGCAACUGGCAGAAGCAGCACAACCCGCCCAGUGACCGGGAUGCAGAGCACUAUGACACAGCGAUUCUUUUCACCAGACAGGACCUGUGUGGGGCCCAGACAUGUGAUACUCUUGGGAUGGCAGAUGUUGGAACCGUGUGUGAUCCUAGCAGAAGCUGCUCGGUCAUAGAAGAUGAUGGCUUACAAGCUGCCUUCACCACAGCCCAUGAAUUAGGCCAUGUGUUCAACAUGCCACAUGAUGAUGCGAAGCAGUGUGCCAGCAUUAAUGGUGUCAACCGGGAUUCCCACAUGAUGGCGUCAAUGCUUUCCAACUUGGACCGCAGCCAGCCCUGGUCUCCCUGCAGCGCCUCCAUGAUUACAUCAUUUCUGGAUAAUGGUCAUGGAGAAUGUUUGAUGGACAAGCCCCAGAGCCCCAUACAACUCCCCUCAGACCUCCCCGGGACCUUGUAUGAUGCCAAUCGGCAGUGCCAGUUUACAUUUGGGGAAGAGUCCAAACAUUGCCCGGAUGCAGCCAGCACGUGCACGACCCUCUGGUGCACCGGCACCUCUGGUGGAUUGCUGGUGUGCCAAACCAAACACUUCCCAUGGGCUGACGGUACCAACUGUGGAGAGGGGAGAUGGUGUGUCAAUGGCAAGUGUGUGAACAAAACGGACAAGAAGCAUUUCGAUACUCCUGUUCACGGAAGCUGGGGACCGUGGGGACCCUGGGGAGACUGUUCCAGAACGUGUGGGGGAGGAGUUCAGUAUACAAUGAGGGAAUGCGACAAUCCAGUCCCGAAGAAUGGAGGGAAGUACUGUGAGGGCAAGCGUGUGCGCUACAGGUCCUGCAACAUUGAGGACUGUCCAGAGAAUAACGGAAAAACCUUUAGAGAGGAACAGUGUGAGGUGCAUAAUGAGUUCUCCAAAGCUUCCUUUGGGAGCGGGCCUGCGGUGGAGUGGACGCCCAAGUACGCUGGGGUCUCACCAAAGGACAGGUGCAAGCUUAUCUGUCAAGCCAAAGGCAUUGGCUACUUCUUCGUUCUGCAGCCCAAGGUGGUCGAUGGUACCCCGUGUAGCCCAGAUUCCACCUCUGUCUGCGUGCAAGGGCAGUGUGUAAAAGCUGGUUGCGAUCGCAUCAUAGACUCCAAAAAGAAGUUCGAUAAAUGUGGUAUUUGUGGAGGAAAUGGAUCUACAUGCAAGAAGAUAUCCGGAUCAGUUACUAGUGCAAGACCUGGCUAUCAUGAUAUCAUCACAAUUCCAACGGGAGCCACAAACAUUGAGGUGAAACAACGGAACCAGAGGGGCUCCAGAAAUAAUGGAAGCUUCCUUGCCAUCAAAGCUGCCGAUGGCACGUAUAUCCUGAAUGGUGACUUCACUUUGUCCACUUUAGAGCAAGACAUCACAUACAAAGGUAGCGUCUUGAGGUACAGCGGCUCCUCGGCAGCGCUGGAAAGAAUUCGAAGCUUUAGCCCACUCAAGGAGCCCUUAACCAUCCAAGUCCUGACAGUGGGCAAUGCCCUCCGACCUAAAAUUAAAUACACCUAUUUCGUGAAGAAGAAGAAGGAAUCUUUCAAUGCCAUCCCUACCUUCUCCGAAUGGGUCAUUGAGGAGUGGGGGGAGUGUUCCAAGUCAUGUGGACUGGGUGUCCAGAGAAGGCUGGUGGAGUGCCGAGACAUCAAUGGGCAGCCGGCUUCCGAGUGUGCAAAGGAAGUGAAGCCAGCCAGCACCAGACCUUGUGCGGACCUGCCCUGCCCCCACUGGCAGCUGGGGGAGUGGUCACCAUGUUCCAAGACAUGUGGGAAGGGUUACAAAAAGAGAACCUUGCAGUGUCUGUCCCAUGAUGGGGGGGUGCUGGCUCAUGAGAGCUGCGAUCCUUUAAAGAAACCUAAACAUUACAUAGACUUUUGCACGAUGGCAGAAUGCAGUUAAGCCGGGUGCGUGUGGAGGGAAAGGGCAGUGUGGAAGGGCUGAUGCACUGAAAUCAAGAAGGCUGGAGGAAUCCAGUGUACCUUGCCAGUGAUCAACGAGGUGUGGCGAUGAGUUGGGAGGUAGAGGUAGGUAGAAAAGUUAUAGAUCAUCAGAAUUUCCUGCCAGUUACUAAUUUGAUAGGGUAGUUCUUGGAGAUUAUUCACAUCUGACCAAUGAUAGAUCACGAAAAAGCCCCAGGGCAUUAUUAUUUCUUUUGUUACAUUUAUGAUAAGUUUUUCCAAAAAGAGAAACAACUGUCAAAAUCAGUGUAAGAAAUAUUACAAUCGCUGUUUCCUGGUACUGAUGAAAUAUUUUGUAUCAUGGGGGUUGGGAAAUGAAAAGCAGGAGAAAGAUGAGAUUUGAGGUUUAAAAUGUGGCUUACUUUACCUCACUAGCAAUGGAGAGAGAAAGGAAUGCAAGUAGGGUCUUUGACCAGCAAUGUUCAUGGCUGUUGUGGUUUCAGAGAAUGUCUGUGCCAUCUUUUCUACUGAAAGUUAAGAAUUCAAAAUUGUCCAGCAUGAGAAAAAUGCUUGGCAAAGAUCUCAAGAUUGUCCAGCAUGAGAAAUGCUUAAGCAGCAUCCAAUGACUCAAAUGACUCUGUCUUUCCUUUCUUGUGCCAUUCUCAUGUCUUUAUUUGUGAAUUCAUCUUGGUGAAGAAACAAUUCUGCGUAUUUGUAAAAAUGACAUUAAGUCUACAAGGGAUUAAAAAAAAAGCAGCCAUGUAUCAGAAGCUGAUAAAAGCGAGGGGCGCUACAUUUCUUUCUUCCUGAUGUAAGCCUACUUAAGGAAUGUGGAUGUGAGGGGAAAAAAAACAGUUUGUGUCUGAAGAAAGUCAGUAAGAUCGCACAAAAAAGGAUGUAAUGCCGGAACAAGAAUGGGGUGUGUACAACAGGGUCCCUAGGAUCUGGGGACGUUGAGAUCUCUUUUCUCGUGGUGGGGAAGCUACUGAGGGGUAGCGGGUCCAUCCUCAGCAGCUGGUCCAACAGUCAUAUCCUGGUGAAUGUCUGUGCAGCUCUUCUACUAUGAAAGAGAAUGACUUUUUCCAUAUGUAUAUAGUAAAAUAUGUUACUAUAAAUCCUACAUACUUUAUAAGUAUUGGUUUGUGUGUUCCUUCUGAGAAGGACUAUAGUUUGUAAUAAAUGCCUAUAAUAACAUAUUUAUUUUUAUACAUUUCUUUCUAAUGAUAAAACUUUUAAGUUAUAUCCCUUUUGUAAAAGGUCAUAUAAAAAUAGAGUAUUUAUACAAUAUAUGUUACUAGAAAUAAUAAAAGGACACUUUUUGAA